AAGAGAGAGAGAGAAACAGAGAGAAACAGAGAGAGAGAGAGAGAGAGAGUUGAAUUCACUUUUCCAGUGUGUGGAUACAUGCGCUCUAACUAAGUGCAGCACUUUGAGAAUUGCUCACAUCGGACGGACUGAAGAGGGAGAGCAGACCUGUGUGUGGACCGGGGCUUUUCGGGCAGAGCAAAAAACACACAAAAACCCUGAAGGAUAACACACACUUUUACUUAGAAUAACACGCACGCAUACACGCGCGCACAUACAUAGGCACGCAUACACGCGCGGACGCUUGGACCUUUUUAUUUUUCCCUCCCCACAACACACACACACACACACACACACACAUAGAAACACACACACACGCAAACACACUACCACUAAUAAUUUUUCGCAGGAGGCUCAAAUGUUUGGGAUUCAGGAAACUAUACCGCGCGGUGGGACGACGAUGAAGGAGGAACCGCUGGGUGGACUGAACUCAGUCCGCUCCUGGAUGCACACAGCUGGGGUGGUGGACGCAAACACAGCCGCGCAAAGUGGUGUCGGCUUGGCGCGGGCACAUUAUGAAAAGCAGCCCCCUUCCAACCUCAGAAAAUCCAAUUUUUUCCAUUUCGUGCUGGCGCUGUAUGACAGACAGGGUCAGCCCGUGGAGAUCGAGAGGACAGCGUUUGUGGACUUUGUCGAGAAGGAAAAAGAGCCAACCAGUGAAAAAACUAACAAUGGGAUUCAUUACAAACUACAGUUAUUGUACAGCAACGGCGUCAGAACAGAACAGGAUCUUUACAUACGGUUAAUCGAUUCCAUGACGAAGCAGGCCAUAGUCUAUGAGGGCCAGGACAAGAAUCCAGAAAUGUGCAGAGUUCUCCUCACCCACGAAAUCAUGUGCAGCCGAUGCUGUGACAAGAAAAGCUGUGGAAACAGGAACGAGACUCCGUCAGACCCUGUGAUCAUCGACAGAUUCUUCCUAAAGUUCUUUCUCAAGUGCAAUCAGAACUGUCUGAAGAAUGCAGGGAACCCACGAGACAUGCGCAGAUUCCAGCAGGUUGUCGUAUCGACGACCGUCAAUGUGGACGGCCACGUGCUGGCUGUCUCCGACAACAUGUUCGUACACAACAACUCCAAGCACGGGCGAAGGGCUCGCAGACUCGACCCUUCAGAAGGUACGCCUCCUUAUAUGGAGCAUGCAGCCACCCCGUGCAUCAAGGCUAUCAGCCCCAGCGAGGGAUGGACCACUGGAGGAGCCACUGUCAUCCUCAUAGGGGACAACUUCUUUGACGGACUCCAAGUCGUGUUCGGCACCAUGCUCGUAUGGAGUGAGCUCAUAACUCCCCACGCCAUCCGCGUCCAGACUCCACCUCGGCACAUCCCCGGUGUCGUGGAAGUCACGCUGUCCUACAAGUCAAAGCAGUUCUGCAAAGGUGCCCCUGGGAGAUUUGUCUAUACCGCCCUGAACGAGCCAACCAUCGACUACGGCUUCCAGAGGCUGCAGAAGGUCAUCCCCAGACACCCCGGAGAUCCUGAGCGGUUACCAAAGGAGGUGUUACUGAAGAGGGCGGCCGAUCUCGUCGAAGCCCUGUAUGGAAUGCCCCACAACAAUCAGGAGAUCAUUCUGAAGAGGGCAGCCGACAUCGCCGAGGCCCUGUACAGCGUUCCCCGCAACCACAACCAGAUCCCCUCUCUCGCCAACACAGCCUCCCACGGCAUGAUGGGAGUUAACUCCUUCGGCAGCCAGCUAGCAGUCAAUGUGUCUGAGUCACAAGGGAAUGACCAAGUGGGCUACAGCCGGAACACCAGCAGCGUGUCCCCCCGGGGCUACAUCUCCAGCAGCACCCCGCAGCAGUCGAGCUACAACACCGUCAGCAACAGCAUGAACGGCUACGGCAACGCCGGGAUGAACCUGGGCGUGCCAAGCUCCCCAGGGUUCCUCAACGGAUCCUCUGCCAACUCCCCAUAUGGAAUUAAACAAAAGAGCGCCUUCGCCCCUGUGGUCCGACCCCAGGCCUCCCCACCCCCCUCCUGCACCAGCGCCAACGGCAACGGACUGCAAGGUGAGCCCCCCUCACCCCCUCAUCCCUUCCCUACGGACUACUGGUCAGAUACCGCUGCUCAGGCCUCUGUCCGGUUCGCCAUGUCCGGCCUGGUUGUCCCUCCAAUGUAAAUGCACUUUCAUCAUCUCAAGCACCAGUUGACACUCUACCACUUCAGAGGACAACAGAACAUAGCCCCU
Solea senegalensis (Senegalese sole) is the source of this 2218-nucleotide messenger RNA. RefSeq names its product EBF transcription factor 3b (gene ebf3b). The record is from RefSeq and is a predicted model, not a curated record. Gene Ontology annotation, molecular function: RNA polymerase II cis-regulatory region sequence-specific DNA binding; DNA-binding transcription factor activity, RNA polymerase II-specific. The transcript is spliced from 16 exons. The coding region runs from base 398 to 2149 and encodes 583 amino acids. Gene Ontology annotation, biological process: regulation of transcription by RNA polymerase II. NCBI's taxonomy places the organism in Eukaryota, Metazoa, Chordata, Actinopteri, Pleuronectiformes, Soleidae.